AUGUCAGCAUCAGGGUCAUUAUCGGCCGGCAGCGAUGCGUCUGGCCCCGAUACGCCAGCUGGAGACCAGGGCAACGCAUUGCCUCAGUUGGAUUCUCUCAUUUCCCACCUGGUGGCAGCAAAACGGUCCCUGUCAUCCAUCAAUCACGUGUGGCGUGCCAAUGAAAUUGUAACUUCCGCUCGCUCUGCUUUGGAAGAGAGUGUCGUGAUUUCCGCACGGACUGGCUUUCUCCGACGCGGGCUUAACAAUCAACUGCGGCUUUUAUACAGUGUCCGCUCUGAAGUCGAAGAAGUCUCCCUCCGGGGCCGGUCGGAGUUCGCUAGUGUCUUGAAAAGCCUGGAUACUGCUGAUGCCCGAUUGAGAAAGACGCUUCACUCCUUACGGGAUACAAUCGUUCACUCUUCAUUUCGUCCCGACGGCGAAGAACCCAGAAGCUUACAUGACUUUGUGGAUGAACGUGGGGUUGAGGAGCUUCGUGCGGCUUUGAAGAGCUCAAUUGAUCGCACCAAUGAGGCGCAGGCGGAACUGGAUACUUCCAACUCCGCGUUCGAUGAUGAACUCCAGUCCAUCAAGCAAGCUCUUGGUAAUUACCGAGAAGCUACCAAGUUAGCUUCCUCGUCCUCAUCUUCGUCAUCCGCGUCUAAUUCGAGCCUGCCGUCGUUGUCAUCAAUGCCACCCAUGUUACAGUCAUUGGAGAUGCAUGCGCAGGAAAUGGCCAAUCUGCUAGAGUCCUUAGUUCAGCAUUUCGACCUUUGUGUAACUGCUGUAAAACACACGGAAGGUGGUGGAGCUGCCGCGCGAUCCAUUACCGGGGAUAUGCCCGCUGCCGUCACCGUCAGUGGCCGUGGAGUACCGAAUAUCGAGCAAGGCAUUCAUGACAAUCUAAACGCCCCACUUGAUCCUUUGAGUGAGUCUGACUACCAGGAGAUGGUGAAUGUCUUAAUCAAGGAUGCAGCAGAGGCCGAAGACGUGGUCAUGGAAAUUCAAGAUCGUAUUGGCGACAUGGAGUCCAUACUCGAGAACGUCUUGUCUCAACGUGAUGUUCUUCUCUCCAUCUACAAUGCUACUACUGGCGUCUUCCGACACCUGUCGUCUCUUGCAACUGCGCGUCUACCGGGUUAUAUCGCUCAGGCACACAGCUUUACCCGCGUAUGGGGCGAAGAGCACGAUCGUAUCAAUGGUGGGCUAGCAGACCUGUCCGAUCUCAACACCCUCUACGACGGGUUUUUAGAAGCCUAUGAUGGCUUGAUUCUGGAAGUGGCACGCCGACGGCACGUACGACAGCGUGUGGAAAAGGUGCUUCGAGAAACGAAACACAAGUUGGAUCAGCUGUACGAAGAGGAUGUCAAUGCUCGCGAAACGUUCCGAGUUGAGCAAGGGGACUAUUUGCCAUCCGACAUUUGGCCUGGUAUCGGCCGCGAGCCGAUGCGAAUAGAAUUUCGACGCAUAUCCGGGGGCAACCUCAAGGGAGUCUCUCCCGAACAGCCGGAUGCACAAGACCAGCCAGCUGCUGAACCCAAUGAGCCCCAACCAGCGCCCUCUGAAAGCACAGAGGAGGGAGAAGUUAUACCGCAUCUCCCCAAAUCCCUGGUUGAAGAGGCUCUUCAUCGCCUCAAGGCGAGAAAUAGACAAGCCAUGUAG
Molecule: messenger RNA, 1641 nt
Organism: Aspergillus luchuensis
Lineage: Eukaryota; Fungi; Ascomycota; Eurotiomycetes; Eurotiales; Aspergillaceae
Gene: ATG17
Product: autophagy-related protein 17
Exons: 1
Coding region: 1-1641 (546 amino acids)
Biological process (GO): autophagy of mitochondrion; autophagosome assembly; activation of protein kinase activity
Cellular component (GO): Atg1/ULK1 kinase complex; phagophore assembly site
Molecular function (GO): molecular adaptor activity; protein kinase activator activity
Source: RefSeq, a predicted model, not a curated record